ACAUCACAUCUCCCAAAAUUCAAACUAGACAAUCGACGUCUCAAAAGGAGAUGACGAAAGGACCAGUUACGACAAAUCCGGGUACUGGAAAUUCUAAAGCAGAUAUUUGGGAGAAAGAAGAGAUGAAGAAGAUCAAAGAACGGUAUAAGAAACUGAAUAAAGUGAUACUUGACUGGGAGUCUAAGAAGAAGAAAAAGGCAAAGCGUCAUUUAGAGCAAAUUGAGGCAAAAUUAGAUAUGCGAAGGGCGAAAACAAGGCAAAGUUUUUACAGUGAUAUUGGAAGGAUUGAAAACAUUGCUGGAGGAGCCAAAUCACAAGCAGAGAAAAAUCAAGCAAAUGAAGAGCUUAAGGCGAAAGAGAAAGCAAAUAAAAUCAGAUCAACAGGGAAAAUUCCAGCAACAUGUUUGUGCUGUUAAACUAAGAUCGAUUACAAGAAAGCCGUAAAUAUUGUACAAUACUAACAUUUGGAAGAUCUAUCAAACCUUAUGCAGGCAAAAGAUGCAUGGAAUAAACUUUUAUUGUUAACGAAUGUAAAACAAACUGUAUAUAUUUUCCGAUUGAGGAACAACACGUUAUUUUUUUCAUUACAAUUCUAAACUGCAUUCCCUUGGG
Lycium ferocissimum is the source of this 612-nucleotide messenger RNA. RefSeq lists its product as uncharacterized. The record is from RefSeq and is a predicted model, not a curated record. The transcript has 3 exons. Bases 51 to 416 code for a protein of 121 amino acids. Lineage: Eukaryota; Viridiplantae; Streptophyta; Magnoliopsida; Solanales; Solanaceae.